This is a messenger RNA of Wasmannia auropunctata (little fire ant), 2291 nucleotides long. RefSeq names its product dual specificity mitogen-activated protein kinase kinase 6 (gene lic). Gene Ontology annotation, molecular function: ATP binding; MAP kinase kinase activity. The transcript has 7 exons. The record is from RefSeq and is a predicted model, not a curated record. Gene Ontology annotation, biological process: stress-activated MAPK cascade; protein phosphorylation. Bases 514 to 1524 code for a protein of 336 amino acids. Lineage: Eukaryota; Metazoa; Arthropoda; Insecta; Hymenoptera; Formicidae.
CAUACGUAUGCGCAUACAUAGGUCGAACAAGUUCCUAGGAUUAUCGCAUAGCACGCACACAAUUUUGCUUUGCAAGUUUUGCAAAUGAAAUAAUUUUGAUUUGUUUCUCCGCGCGCUGCUCUCUUUUAUCGUUAUCCUGUUUCCCAAAUUUUUUUUACAUCACACUUUCGAAUGUUUGGUGAAAUAUUGGAAUUAAAAACUAUCAACACAAAAAUAUAUAUCGCAAUUCUCUCGACAUACGACUUAAAAAUUUAACGAAUCACAGUUGUGAAACUUGCGUCGUGAAAAUCGUGCAACCAACUUUAGGCUUGAGGUAAUGUGCAGUUUAAGUUUGCUGAAGGCUUCAUAUAUGGGCACACAACGGAACGGAGUAUGAUUGAUUGUGAGAUUACAUCUGCGCUGCGUCCCAUGACAUCAUCAGCCAUGAGUUCCCAUUGACUUCCUCUGGAAUACUGCCGAAUUUACGCGCGAUUACGGCGCGUCCAACCUUUCUCGUCAAUUCUAGUUUGUAUCAUGGCCCUACGUCGUGGAAAACGCAAUCUGAAAUUGCAGGUCUCCGACGAAACGCCUGCACCAGUGACACCACCAAGAAAUUUAGACAAACGCACUACCAUUACUAUAGAUGAAAAGACGUUUGUUGUAGAAGCGGAUGAUUUAGAAACACUUUGUGUACUUGGUCGUGGAGCAUAUGGGAUUGUCGAUAAAAUGCGACACAAACAGAGUGGCACAAUUAUGGCUGUUAAGAGGAUAGCUGCUACCGUUAAUACGCAAGAGCAAAAGCGAUUGCUCAUGGAUUUAGAUAUUUCCAUGCGUAGCUCGGCAUGUCCCUAUACAGUACAAUUCUAUGGAGCCUUAUUUCGAGAGGGAGAUGUAUGGAUAUGCAUGGAAGUGAUGGAUAUGAGCCUUGAUAAAUUUUAUACAAAAGUGUAUAAACAUGGUCGUGCCAUUCCUGAAGAUAUUUUAGGAAAAGUGGCUUUUGCGGUAGUAAGUGCGUUACAUUACCUCUACUCGCAAUUACGGGUGAUCCAUAGAGAUGUAAAGCCUAGUAAUAUCUUAAUUAAUCGGAAAGGUGAGGUAAAAAUUUGCGACUUUGGUAUAUCGGGUUACCUUGUGGAUUCGGUUGCCAAGACUAUCGACGCUGGAUGCAAACCGUAUAUGGCUCCAGAAAGGAUAGACCCAUCGGGUAACCCAUCGCAAUAUGAUAUCAGAUCUGAUGUCUGGUCGUUAGGAAUUUCCCUUGUUGAAUUAGCAACUGGUAAAUUUCCAUACGAGUCAUGGGGUACGCCAUUCGAGCAAUUGAAACAGGUAGUGAAAGAUGAAGCCCCGAAAUUACCUGCCGGCAAGUUCUCUCCUUCGUUUGAGGAAUUUAUCAAUAAGUGUCUGAUGAAGAAUUACACUGCCCGCCCAAAUUACAGUCAAUUGCUGGAACUCGACUUUAUCAGAGAAUAUGCCCAAAAAGAUACGAAUGUAGCCGAAUUUGUCGGAGAGAUUUUAGACUUGCCAGAAAAUGAGCAACCGAUAUAGUGCAUACGUCACUUUGACAUAGCUUGCAAUAUAAUUUGACUUAUAAUUUGUAUUUUUGCAAGACAGUCACACGAGAUGCAGGCAUUGUCAUAUGUAAUUUAUAUUAUCAGAUAACGUUUGAUCAUUGUGUAUCGAGAUACAACUGGUACUCAAUGGUUUAUUCUUUAUUUAUCAUCCUCGUCAGUAAUUUUUUAAUCGCAUCUGGUCUACAUACAAUUGUAGCAUUUACAAGUUUGGCCUGAAAAUGAUUGUUGUUACUUUGAUAUAAUAAUCUUGUCACGCAUGGAAGCAAACACAGAAAAUAAUACGCACAUGUUUUUCUAUAUGAUGAAAAGCGAUAUAAGUUAACAUUCGUGGCAUUGUGGUAAUAAUAAAAAAAAAUUGAAUAAACUCGUAAUUAUGCCUUGUUGAGGUACAUGCGCGCAUCUUGAAAAAAAUAACAUAAGUUAGAAGACCAAUUUAUUGUAACGCUAGAUUGUACAUAGUAAUCAAAUGUGCGUAAACGAAAUUGUAUUUCUUUAGAAAACAGCUCCAUUUAUUAGCAAUCAGUUGCAACGAUUAUAUUAGUGAUAGAAAUUGAAUUUGACAACGAAUGUCGUAUAUAUACAUACGCCUAAGUAGAAUUUACACACACACACACACACACGUGUUGAAGGAGUCGCCUUGUAAAAAAUCCUUGAUGUUUUCCUUUUCUAGAUCCUGUGAUCUAGUAAUGUAAUAAAAAAAUUAAUCUAGAAUAAACGAUAAUUUAAAUAGAUAAAUGAUAA